AUGCCUCAGCGACCCACAUGUGGAAACCCUGAGCCAACGCCACUGGAAAUCAACUCAGCUACAUUUCAAGCAGCUGUAUCUGCGGCGGUCACAGCGGCACUAGCACAGAUCCACAAUGGGAACAAUAGUGGACGCAAUGGACAAGGGGCUGGAAGCUCAAACAACGGAAUGAACCAGGGGCCUACCAAGACUUGCUCCUUCAAAGAUUUCACCAACGCCAAGCCACGAACCUUUAAUGGCACAGGGGGGAUGAUAACCCUAAAGAGAUGGAUUGAAAUGGCGGAAUCGGUGUUCGAGAUAUGUGAAUGCCCCGAAGAGGUGAAAGUGAAGUUUGUAGCAUGCACAUUUGUUGACCAAGCUCUCACCUGGUGGCAUGGACAUGUGGAGACCUUCACCUUUCCCAUAGCCAAUGCCAUGUCAUGGGCGGAAUUGCAUGAAAUGUUGAUGGCCGAGUACUGCCCGUGUGGCGAAAUUCAGAAAAUGGAGCAAGAGUUAUGGAAUCUCACCAUCCGAAACUCCGACAUCGGUGCUUACAUAUCAAGGCUUAGCGAACUGUCUUUGUUGUGCCCUGGAGAUGCAUUGUACCAAUUGCAAUCGAAAGGGUCACACGUCAAAGUACUGCAGGACCUAUCCUCCCCAGAACCAGAAGCAAGAAGCAACAAAAACAACAACAACCGCAACUACAACAAUAACAACACAAACAACAGCGGCAACAAUGUGGGGGCAAGCCACACUUGUUAUGGAUGUGGAAAGACUGGGCAUUUCCGCCGAAACUGCCCCAACGUCAACAUCCCUGGGAAUGGAAGAGCAGGGAGAGUGCUGACCAUGGUUCAAAGAGAAGCGGUUCAGGAUCCCGUUGUUGUCACUGGGAACAUGAUGAUAAUUCUUUUGUUCGUUUGA
This is a messenger RNA of Lactuca sativa (garden lettuce), 900 nucleotides long. Lineage: Eukaryota; Viridiplantae; Streptophyta; Magnoliopsida; Asterales; Asteraceae. The record is from RefSeq and is a predicted model, not a curated record.